GAAGGUCAUGGCUAUACCACCCACCGUUGCCAGACUAUCGUACUCAGGGCCUCGUACUUACCGGUUUCUGAGCCACAACUAUUGCCAGGAAACACCAGGAAUUAACCAUUGUAACGGUAACUAUAUAUGAAGGAAGUUAUUAGGGUCGAGGAGGCAGUUUUGGGGCGGAAAUUGGCAAACAUAGGAGGCUGAGUACAACAGUCUGGCACCGUUGAUACCACCCCGAGUGACGGCGACCGCGCAGUUCCCAACAUUCGUACAGUUUUAUUUUAUGGUGGUGGUGAUGUGAUGGGUGUGUGGAUGGUAGGGAUAGUGGUGGUGGUGUUUGCGUGUGGGUUUAAUCAGUGGUUUCCCCAGUUCGUGUAGCCCAUCCCACCAGCUAUGACGGGAAGUACUGACCAGUGACCACCCUCCCCAGCUUGUAAGGAUAGAUUAAUCGUCUCAAGUGAUCCCAGACUUCUUAGCUGAUACACCUGAGGAAGUUCGUCAUGGGUUUUCAGCGCAUUUGUAGAGGAGUAAACGAAAAGAACUGCAUACCAAGACCGAGACUAAGACAUGUGACAAACCGUGGCAGAUGGAAAAGAAGAACUAUAUAGCCCCAUUAAACACCCAAGGAGGAGAAAUACACCCUGACUAACCCCAUAAAACACCCAAGAAGAAGAAGAAAAAGAAAUACACCCCAGAAGAAGAAAUACAAAGCGUUAGAGAGAUACAGAAGAAGAAAGAGCCAUUAGGGGUAAGGACAUGAAGAGAUCAAGACAGAUGAGUCGUGGCUCAAACACCAAGUGAAUACAAGAUGAGUGACAAGAAACCCCACUCUGUGCCUGUGCCUCAGCUGUACAAAGAGGCCAGCAGGAUACUGAAGCGCCUGGAGGCUAGGGAAGGUUCACUGAAGACCCUGGUGUACGGCAGCAAGUAUAAGAAUUACAGGAAGAUUUAUGCUGUCCUACAAAAAGCCUGGAAUCACAGUUCUAGAACAAAACAUAUAUUGGCUGCAUCAAAACUUUUCAAGGAACAACCAAAUUUUGAUCCACAUCUUGCACAAGUUCUUACAAGUGAGCUGUUGGAAAAAGGUUCUCUAUCUGGGGACUGUAAGCCUGUUCAGGUUCUUCUGAAAUAUGAAGAAGAGCUCAAAAGUCUGGCAGCAAACACACUUUGUGAAGAGAAAGAAAUGGUGCAAAGUAGAAGUCAUUACCCUCGCUAUGUUAGAGUCAACACUCUUGUGGCGUCAGUGGAGGCCGUGCGGUCACAACUUGCUGAGGAAGGCUGGUGGGCCCUGGAAUAUGACAGGAACCAGAUUACCUAUGAUCAUUUUUUACAUUUAAUGGAGAAUUUGAAGGAACAUCAGUAUCUCGUAGACUAUCACCUGCCUGAGUUACUGGUCUUCCCUCCGAACACACCAUUCUGGGACAGUGUUCUGUAUAGAGAAAAUGCCGUAAUUUUGCAGGAUAAAGCUAGCUGCUUGCCAGUCUUCAUUAGUAACAUCAGACCUGGGGCUUCAGUUCUUGAUGCCUGUGCUGCACCAGGGAACAAGACAUCACAAAUUGCAGCGCUCAUCAACAAUACUGGAAGAGUAAUAGCAUCAGAAAAGAGUUUCAGUCGCUAUAAAACUCUCAAAAAGCUGUUGCAUCAGCGAGGCGCGUCGUGCGUCACCACUGUCAAUAAAGACUUCACCAAAUUACCUCAGGACCUCACUGCUGGCAUUGAACACAUCUUCUUAGACCCAACCUGUUCAUCUAGUGGCACUACCUUGCAUAAGGAUGAAAUACCCCAGGAAAGACUGCAGAAUCUGGCAGCAUUCCAGGUUCAUCUACUUCUGCAUGCAUUAUCCCAUCCAUCAGUACAAGAGGUUGUUUAUUCCACUUGCUCACUUAAUGCAGAAGAAAAUGAGGAAGUUGUACAGUCUGUCCUUAACCAACAUGAAAAAGAGUUUGAAUUGGAAAAUCUUCAAAGUAAACUUCAGGGAUGGAAACAUUUUGGAAAAGAACGUUAUGAAUGUGGGAAAUAUUGUCUAAGGACAGUAACUGAUAUAGACAAGUGUCAUGGAUUUUUUGUAGCAAAGUUUAUGAGAAAAAAACCCACUUGUCAAAAAAAUGAAGCCCCAAAAGGAAAAAAGCAUAAAAGAACCAAUGACCUGGAGAGUUGUCGUAUGAAAAAGAAAAGAAAUAUUAAACAGAGGAAAAAGUUAGUAGCAGUAGCCACGGAUGGAAAUUGAGAGUACUGAAAAAAGCCAUGUAGCAUUCUACUGCUCAGACAUGUUAAAUUUUUUGGUGCUGCUCAGGAACAGAAGAAUAUCUAUGUACACCUGUGCUAUUGCUUAUUGUGAUGCUAACAUGUGGAAAGCACACAAAAACAUGAUGGUUUGUUUAGUCAUGUAACCCUGAACCUUUUGUAUUGAAAAUAGUCAGAAUGAUAUGAAACAUACUCUGGUUAGUUUAUACAGGAAUAUAUUGUCUUUGAAACAUGUAAAAAGUUUUUUUAUAUAUAAACUUAUUUGUUAUAAAAGUUACUGUUUUGGGGCUGACUUUGUAACUUUUUGGUGUAAAGGUAACUCCUUGCACAGGGUAACAGUGAAUGUUAGACUGCAGCAAGGUGCAGCCUCCUCCUCUUCCUAUACAAGGGAGGAGGAGGAGGAGGCUAUACUAUACUUGGCUGCUCUUCUAUAUUGGUAACCUGUGCAAGAUUGAUACUUCAUUAUAAGUUUAAGUUACAGCACUGCAGAAAUAUUUCCACAGCCUGUAUGAGUUGGUAAAAUUUUUUGUACCAAAAGUAAGAACAAAUCCAAGGGCCAGAUUCAUCAAACCUCUCGUCGGCAAGUUGUGAAAAAUUAAAUGGGCAUCACAGGACAAAUAUGAAUUAGAGUACUGGAUACAAACAAUUGACUUGCCCUAGAAUGAAACUGAACACCAACUCCAACCAAGGUCAAAGCUUACAUGGUCCGAAUGGGGUGGGGCGACGCAGCCAUAAAUUAAACUAAUUUCCUAUAUCACGGAUCCACAACACUAGAAACUCUCUCCAAGGGGUGUAAUUUAUUAACACUUACAUUAGUGACCAUAGCAAAUCUAGCCUCAUGUUGCUAUAAGGAAUUAAACCCCCAGCAACCUUCAAGAAGUUAAUCCCUUUUACCCCCAGCAACCUUCAAGAAGUUAAUUCCUUUUAACUUGAUGAGGCCAUUCACUAAUUUUGGACAGUUAUCCAUCCCAAUGAGAAGAUCGACUAUAUGAUCAGUUAGGGUCAGAGAAAUUUCCGCCGUAAGUCUUUUGGUAACUCCGUCUGCUAUGAACACCCUUGAUCUUUAGGUGGUUCUGAUAGCGAUGAAUGAAAUGACUGCCUGGCCAUCACUUCAUUCAUCACCAUUGGAACUGCCUAAACACGGAGUGUCCGUAGUGGACAGAGUUACCAGAAGACUUACUAACGAGAGGUCUUGAGGUCUUGUAAAUGGUUUGAUGAAUCGGGUCCCGAAUUUGUUUGUCUUAGAAUAAGUGAAGUACAAAACAUCCUCAGUUGAUCAUGUAAAAUAAAAAUAACAUGCCAGUUCAAUGACCUUAAACAAGCUCUGUGUUUCGUCCACAUAAUCACGUUUGAUAACUCCCAAAUUGCAUUUUAAUUCUAAUUCUUAUUUUUUUCUUUUUCCUUAUUCAGAAUUUAUGUAUACUGAAAGUAAAAAAAUACACAAGUUCUGCUUGA
Messenger RNA from Eriocheir sinensis (Chinese mitten crab), 3687 nucleotides. It is a transcript of the gene Nsun5, whose product is annotated as 28S rRNA (cytosine-C(5))-methyltransferase-like. Gene Ontology annotation, cellular component: nucleolus. NCBI's taxonomy places the organism in Eukaryota, Metazoa, Arthropoda, Malacostraca, Decapoda, Varunidae. The record is from RefSeq and is a predicted model, not a curated record. Gene Ontology annotation, biological process: rRNA base methylation. Bases 797 to 2215 code for a protein of 472 amino acids. Gene Ontology annotation, molecular function: methyltransferase activity. The transcript is spliced from 10 exons.